Messenger RNA from Acanthoscelides obtectus, 825 nucleotides. NCBI's taxonomy places the organism in Eukaryota, Metazoa, Arthropoda, Insecta, Coleoptera, Chrysomelidae. The record is from the annotation of a GenBank genome assembly.
AUGGAACUCAACCGAGAACAUUUUCGCUUACUGUCUGUUUUCGGCAACGAAGCGCCACAUCAGUCGACAAUUUCCCGUUGGUAUGGAGAAUUCAAACGUGGACGGGUGAGGCUUAGCGACGAUCCCAGGGUGGAUCUCAAAGACCUCAAUUUAAAAAUUUUACAUGAAGAAUUAGGAGUAAGAAAAUUAGUUUCACGUUGGAUACCCCACCUGUUGACUGAAGAGCAGAAAGCAGCCAAGGUUAAUUGGUGUCACAAAACGCUUGACCGUUUCAAUUCUGGAAACUCAAAAAAUGUGUACAGCAUUGUUAGUGGUGGCGAAUUGUGGAUUUACUGUUAUGAACCAGAAAAUAAACGACAGUUGGCUGUUUGGGUGUUCCAAGGUGAAGAAAAGCCAACAAAAGUCAUCCGUUCUCGAAGCGUUUCGAAAAAGAUGGUCGCGACAUUUUAUACCACCAUCUGUUUGCCAAAAAUCAUCACCGAGCUUCGAAAAAUCAACCCCGAAAGAAGAAUCAACCUCCACCAAGGCAAUGCAAGCUUGCACACAGCCCAAAAAACAAGGCAGUAUUUAUCGGAAGAAAACGUGGAAUUAUUGGACCAUCCUCCAUAUAGUCCCGAUCUAGGUCCUAACGAUUUCUUUACUUUCCGAAAAUUAAAAAUCAGACUGCGUGGUCGAAGGUUCCAGUCAACAGAAGAAGCAGUUGACGCAUUCAAAAAUGCUGUUUUGUAUCUGCCAGGAAACGAAUGGAAUAAGUGCUUCGAAAAUUGGUUCGAGCACAUGCAGACGUGUAUUAAUCUUCAUGGAGAAUACUUCGAAAAACAAUAA